Molecule: messenger RNA, 1153 nt
Organism: Drosophila santomea
Lineage: Eukaryota; Metazoa; Arthropoda; Insecta; Diptera; Drosophilidae
Product: cingulin
Exons: 4
Coding region: 136-1128 (330 amino acids)
Source: RefSeq, a predicted model, not a curated record
CUUUUUCUAAAUUGCCAAAAUAUUCAGUAGGGAAUGUAAGGCCAAUCUUUGUAUAUUUUAUAAUUUGCUAUAGCAAACGCAAACGCUAUACAAAAAAUUUAAGUUUUUUUAACACUUUAAUAUACAACUGCGUUAAUGGAUAGGCAGGGUGUUUACAGUAGCUCUUGGUCAAUAGCGGAAGCCUCAGACGAUCAGCAACAGAUGAUGGUAUCCACACCGCAACUGUGCACCCACAGGAAAACGGUUGCCAGCCUGAAGGUAUUCACCAUGGUAAUGUUGCACUCGUGGCGCCAACGGCGAAAGGAGGUUCGUGAACUCCAAGAUAUGGUGCAACGCCUUCAGUAUAACUCUAUGAAGACCAAAAAUCAACUGCACGUAUAUGGCACUUUGGUGCGAGUGGAGGAAAAGAGGAACAGGGAACUUCAAAUCAAGUUGAAGCAAUCAACGAUGAGCAUUGACCAAGUAAAGUCCUCCUGCGAAUCUCUCGUGAACUCCGUCCGUGACCUUACAACGGAGAAAAUUCGAUUACAAACCGAUUUGGACCAGCGCUCACAGGAGUACGAUGACCUGGAGAAGAUGUCUAACAACACAAAACGACUGCUCUCUACCGCCUACAUGGAACAAUCCUACCUGCAAAAGCAACUGAUCUCGGAGCAGCGUAUCAGGCGGAAACUGCAGGAGGAAAAGGAGCAGCUCAUCCAGGAAGUGGUGCUGGCGGAGAGCAGAGAAGCCAAGUACCGCCAGGUAAGGGACUGGUACCAGCAUCAACUGGAUGAAAAGAAGGAGAGCAUUCAUAUCAUGAGAAGGAGAACGGCUUUGCUGGAGGAGAAACUUCGUGACAUCAAAGAUCGAACUGGAGAAUUGGAUCAAUUGCGUGAGAGUGCUCAAGAAAUGUCAAACGAAAUCACGGAGUUGCGCCAGGAGAUCAACCAAUCUCGCACCAGCUUCUUCAGCGUCCUGAGGGAUUCCAGUAGUCGUCAAAGACUCAAACGUCUCCAAGGCCAUAUGAUUAGCUCUUUUCAAGAAAACGAAACGUGGACCAAACUUCGACGAUGUACCUUCAACUUGAUGUAUUUGAUCUGUUUGUAUCUGCUGCCCGGAAUGCCCGUCAAUCAUCAUAAAAAAUAAAGCAAGUUGACUUUCUAUAAAAAUA